UGUUUACUGUGCUCUGCGCGGACGUCAGAGCGCACACAAUCCCAGCAUGCACCGCGAGGCCGUUGAGAGAUCCAGCAGCUGGUAGCGGCAGGAAAAAUAUGCAGUGCGGACGCCUGACGAGUCACUGCGGCGGCUUUUGAGUCACUAUUGUCUUUCGGUUUCCAUUUUGGAGGAUUCCUCCCUCAAUCCUCCGGUUCGCACCGAACAGGCAAUGACAACGGUCUCAGCAACCCCGCAGCAGAUGAGGGACCGGCUGCUGCAGGCCAUCGACAGUCAGAGCAAUAUAUGCAACAUGGUGGUUGUACUUGAGGUGAUUACCUGUCUUGAGAAGUAUCCUAUCACCAAAGAAGCACUUGAGGAAACCCGACUUGGAAAACUGAUCAACGAUGUACGGAAGAAGACCAAGGAUGAAGACCUGGCCAAGCGCGCCAAGAAGCUCUUGCGAAACUGGCAGAAGCUGAUCGAACCCGGGCCCGCGGUGGCUGUGAGCACUCCUGGCUCCACCAAUGGCAGCUCUCAUCCCUGCAGGACGGACGCCUCGCCACCCGACAUCUCCUUGUCAGGGAAGGGGGUCCCUGACGUUAAAGGCAGAAAUGAUGUUCACAACACUUACUCGCCCAAGGCUGAAAAAUCAAGCAGCCGCAAGCGCAGAGCGGAGCACAGAGACAGUGGAGUGCACUUACCUGAAAAAAUCUCAAAGAUGUCUUCGUAUGACAAUUCUGUUUCACCGCCCCCCACGAACGGGAUCGCGGGCAGCCCCGACACCCUGCUUGAGCAGGACGUCGUCCCCUCCCCGGACCGAUCUCGGCUAGAACACCUUGACAAUGAUAAAAUCAACAGAAUUCCGGUAAAUGCUGUCAAGCCCCGGCCCAGCUCCCCCGGAGUGGCCAAACUACCUAGCACUUCGUCGUUAAUCAAAGUUGCUGUGAUGCAGCAGCAGGCAAGAAUGGAUGAUGGUGGCGGAGGCGGGCAUUACCAAGCUAGAAGCCCCCGUGGUCUUUCUACCAGUCCAAGGAGCACAAAACAAGACGCCACAUCCAAGCGCCCUGCGGUAUAUGCACAAAAGUUAACAUCUGUCCCUAGCCCUUCGUCCAGGGAUUCUCCCUUGCCUUUGUCCCAGCCCUUGUCCUCCCCGGCCCACUCUUCUCAUAGGUCUGCAAUGCACUGGGCCACCUCACCAGAGGCCCCUUCUCAUUGCUCAUCACAAGACUUAUCCAUGUCUCUGGAAUCCCCCUCAGUCUCCCCUUCACCCUCUCACCUCCAACACAACUCAGAACUCUAUCGGCCGGCGUCCGAAGGAGCCAUGACUCUUUCUGACGACACGGACGGCUUGCUGACGUCCACCUCGGAGUAUAAAAGGAGGAAGUACCGCUCAAGAGACUAUUCUGUCAACUUAGAUGGUCAGAAAGUAGAGGACACGACUAAACCAGUACGGUUAAAAGAACGCAGACUCACAUUUGACCCCGUCACGGGUCAGAUCAAACCCCUAGUCCAUAAGGAACCAUCUCAAUCUGAGGAACCCCCGGCCCCUGAGCCCCCCAUUGAGUCCAGGCAGAGAACUGAAAGCACUGUAUCACAGGCCUCAGCGCCAGCCCCCGGCCCAGGCCCCAACCCUUUCCACCAAACAAACUGGAAGGAGCUUUCCAGAAAUGAAAUCAUCCAGUCCUACUUGAACCUUCAGAGCAACGUGCUCACCUCGUCCGGGGUCCAGGCUCCGAGCGCACACUUUUUCAUGUCGGAGUAUCUGAAAAGGGAAGAACAGGGCGUGAAGGAGUCGAGGAAAAUGCACGUUUUGCAGGCGGAUAGCCCGGCGGGGGAUUUACCGGGCGUGAGUCGGGAUGUAAAUGACGAGGACCUGGACAGGAUACAAAACCAGCACUGGCCAGGGGUUAAUGGGUGUUUGGACACCAAGGGCACCUGGUACGACUGGACAGAGUGCAUAUCAUUGGACCUUCAUGGGGAUGAAAGCAAACUGAACAUCCUGCCGUACGUUUGCCUAGACUAAGGGGUUCUCUUUUCCACUCCUGUUUUUGUCUCCCCACAGAGACAAGAUAAUUUGUGAUUUUGUUUGUCCACUGUGAGUUUGGCAAAAGCCAGGCCUGCUAAACUCCCCGCCCCCCACCCCUACCCCCACCCCCCGCCAGCCCCUCCCGUGCCUCCUCUUUCUGUGAUUGAGAGAUUUUGGUAUAAAAAAAGAUGACAAAUUAAAAAGAAUAUUUGAGUUUGUGAUACCAAGGGCUGCUUUUGUUUUCUUUGUUUUCUUUUUUUUCCCCAAGCUGGAAGCUACAGGAAGCAUCAGGCCCAAGUCGCAGAUUUCUGCUCGUAGCUCAGAAGACAAAAAAGGACAGAAUUAUCCCUGCUAGCAGGAAAACGUGUUCACAAUAUUUCAGGCUCACAGGGAAAAUAAUGCGCUCCGCUGCUUUGUUUGUCUGUAUGAUUUCUACAAUGUAGGGUUACAGUUGAGGGUGGGCUGGCGUUUAGCUGUCCUGUACUUGCCGUCAUGUUUGUAGAUUAACACGUCUCCAGUGUGAGGGGCAUAACUGGCGGUUACAAGAAGCUUUAUGUGAAUUAUAAAAUUAAAUUAUAAAUUUCUCGUCAUGUACACGGCUAUUUAUUUCAACCAGUACAUCUUCUGUACUCCCAUCACAUGACGUUGGAAAAAAAAUCUCCUUUGCUUCCUUACUUUUCCUGUGCUCACAAUGUUGUCAGUCUGAUCUUUCAAUUUGGGGUUGUUGGGUUUUUUUUGUGCAUCGGUUCUCAAGAUGGGCCAGUUCAUGUGGUCUCAACAUUCCACACAGACCUUCUGCCUUACUGCGCAUUCAACUCCUGUAUGCAUCGAACAAAGAAAAACUUGUUUAAAGUUCAAAUUCAGAUGGCCUAUUCAAGAUUGGAAGACCAGUGCCAGUGGUCAAAUGUGUCCAAAACUUUAAAAUGCAUAAAUCUGACCCAAAAAGUAGUAUCCACUUAAUCUCCAUGAAUUUAGAUAGUUUGUAUGGCUCUCAUUUAGGUUCAGUUAUUCCCCCUACACCGGAUCAGUUCAUGCAUAAACUGUUCAUAGUUUUAGUCACAUUUUGAGAUUGUAUCUGCAGCUCUAUUGAGCAUACAGUUUAGUAUAAUUUUGUGUUUGUGUCCAUUGUCAAGCCAAACAAUAAAAGGGAGAGAGCUUGGUGUCACAUCUUCCUUUCCACCUUUUUGUGUGACCACAAAAACCUGAUUGUUGCCUCCCUUUUAUAGUAGUCUUUCACCAUCAUCUCAUCGGAUUGGCAUGUGCCACUCACUCAUUCUUCCCUACCAAUGUGCCUUGGUAAAUUGUAAAUCUGGAUUUGCUUCCGCAUGCAAGGCUCCCGUCCUUGCAGCUGGGUUUAUUGAGAACUCCAAAUCUCGUGAUCGGUAUGAUGCUGGUAUAUGCACUGUUCCUGUUACUGGUUUUGGUUUUUGUACACAAACAUUUAGUAAGGGUGUAAAGUGCAGACAACAGGUAAAGUGCACAAAUCAGCUGGCAAUAAAGAAGUGCUACAACUGAUCGAUGAGAAUAUGCUUUCUGGAGUUUUGACUUGGGCGUCUUUGUUUAGUGUUUAACAUCUCUCAAUUGUUUGAAAAAUAAAAUGAUCUAAUUCUUGAUCUCGGUCCGUUGACUUGUGUGUCUCUUGGUGUUCUGCGAGUUUGGUAGCAGCUGCUGCCAUUUUCGACGACUGAAAAGUGGUGUAGUUACUAACUCAUCCACAAGGGGGAGCACUGUCCCAUUUGCCUCUUACGGGAGGAAGUGACUUGAGCCAAUUUGCUUAUCUCAACUGAGGUCGGGCUCUGUAUUAUGCUGAAAUACAUGUUAGAAUAAAAAAAAUGCUCAUUCUGUUCACACCUACAAUCAUGACUAGACCAAAUGCUUUUACUG
This is a messenger RNA of Dunckerocampus dactyliophorus (ringed pipefish), 3892 nucleotides long. RefSeq names its product cofactor required for Sp1 transcriptional activation, subunit 7 (gene crsp7). Gene Ontology annotation, biological process: regulation of transcription by RNA polymerase II; positive regulation of gene expression. The record is from RefSeq and is a predicted model, not a curated record. Gene Ontology annotation, molecular function: transcription coregulator activity. Gene Ontology annotation, cellular component: core mediator complex; mediator complex; nucleus. Lineage: Eukaryota; Metazoa; Chordata; Actinopteri; Syngnathiformes; Syngnathidae. The transcript is spliced from 4 exons. The coding region runs from base 212 to 2005 and encodes 597 amino acids.